AUGCCCGAGGGCUACACGAUCUCAGUGCCCACGGCACUCCAUGGCCUUCGAUGGGCAGCUGAGGCAAUCCUGGGUAAAGUUCUUCGUAAUUUGGUGGUAAGCAUCGACCGGCAGCGGAAGACAUUGACCACCAAGAAUGGCCAGAGCGUUCGCUUUAGUAAGCUCGUGGUCACUGCCGGCCCAUGGACAAAUCAAAUCCUCCAAGGUGCAGGCCUGCGCGGCCUUCCGAUGAUAGUGUCCAACGAGCAGACUGUCGAGUUUCAGCCAAAGGAGGGCGCCCCGUCGCACGACUGGUCCGACUUUCCGCUCUUCACAUGGAGCGAGGCAGGUUACAAAGGUCGCAACGAAGACGGUGGAUGUCUAUAUUUCUAUACCACACCGCACUGCCCGCUGGCAAGCAGUGGCUCGCAGGGCGUGAAGGUCGGCUUUCAUCGGCAAGGACCCCUGCUGGACACUGACGAGUUUGUGGUUACGCCUGAGGGCCGGGCUUCAAAGGACCAGCUACCGAACAUUCGCAAGGAGCUUCGGACUCAGCAGGAGUACGACUGGGAUGAUUUCUCGUUGUCCAAAAUCAAGGCUUUUCUCAAGGCAAAGAUGCCUGGCUUGGAUGCUGACCAUCCAAUUGGGUACAUGCGAUGCUUGUACCAGCUCACUCCAGACCUGCAGAUGAUUGUGGGACGACAUCCAGACGAUCCGAAUGUGGUUCUGGCCUGCGGCUUCAGCGGCUCCGGUUUCCAGUUUGCGCCCGCGAUCGCCGACCGCUUGUGA
Symbiodinium pilosum is the source of this 768-nucleotide messenger RNA. The record is from the annotation of a GenBank genome assembly. Lineage: Eukaryota; Dinophyceae; Suessiales; Symbiodiniaceae.